Molecule: messenger RNA, 3309 nt
Organism: Notechis scutatus (mainland tiger snake)
Lineage: Eukaryota; Metazoa; Chordata; Lepidosauria; Squamata; Elapidae
Gene: ERCC4
Product: ERCC excision repair 4, endonuclease catalytic subunit
Biological process (GO): nucleotide-excision repair involved in interstrand cross-link repair; resolution of meiotic recombination intermediates; double-strand break repair via homologous recombination
Cellular component (GO): nucleotide-excision repair factor 1 complex
Molecular function (GO): single-stranded DNA binding; single-stranded DNA endonuclease activity; damaged DNA binding
Source: RefSeq, a predicted model, not a curated record
GAGAGGCUGCCAGUGACAGCCGGUAGCCAUGGCGGCCGGGCCGCCUCUGGAGCACGAAACGCAGAUCUUCCUGGAUCUUUUCCACCAGGACGGGCUGGUCAUCUGCGCCCGCGGGUUGGGCGUCGACCGGCUGCUCCUGCGCUUCCUUCGCCUCUACUGCGAGCCCACCCGGCUGGUCCUGGUGCUGAACACCAGCCCCGCGGAGGAGGAAUAUUUCAUUGACCAGUUAAAGACCGAAAACGUUGCUUAUCUUCCUCGGCGAGUUACAAAUGAAAUUGCCAGCAGCGGCCGUUAUGAGGUCUACAGCCAGGGAGGGGUUAUUUUUGCCACUAGCCGAAUUCUGGUGGUGGAUUUUCUGACUGACAGGAUUCCUGCAGAUCUUAUCACUGGAAUCCUGGUGUACAAAGCCCACAGAAUCAUCGAGUCUUGCCAAGAAGCUUUUAUCUUGCGGCUUUAUCGCCAGAAGAACAAGCAAGGUUUUGUCAAAGCCUUCACCGAUAACGCGCUGGCUUUCAGCACCGGCUUUUGUCACGUGGAAAGAGUCAUGCGAAACCUUUUCGUGAGGAAGCUGUAUCUCUGGCCGAGGUUUCACGCGGUGGUGCACUCUUUUUUAGAGCGACACAAGCCCGAAGUGGUGGAAAUCCACAUCACUAUGACGCCAGCCAUGCGUGCCAUCCAGAGCUCCAUCCUGGACAUCCUGAACGCGUGUCUGAAAGAACUGAAGCAGUGCAACCCUGCUCUGGAAGUGGAGGAUCUCUCCUUAGAAAAUGCCAUCGGCACGGCGUUCGAGAAGACAAUCCGCCACUAUUUAGAUCCUCUUUGGCACCAGCUUGGAUCCAAGACCAAAUCUCUGGUCCAAGAUUUGAAGAUCCUCCGCACGUUGCUACAGUACUUGACUCAGUACGACUGCGUCACUUUCCUUCACCUUUUAGAAUCCCUCAAAGUGUCGGAAAAAGCUUUUGGUCAGAAUUCAGGUUGGCUUUUUCUCGAUUCCAGUACAUCGAUGUUCCUGAAUGCCCGGAGCAGAGUUUAUCGCCUGCCAGAGGAUAACGCGAGUAAGAAAAAAAAAGGCUCAGAGAAAACAGAUGUCAAAGAAGCCAAAGAACAGAAGCGGGAAUUGGUCCUGGAAAGCAGUCCCAAGUGGGAAGCUCUGGGAGAAGUGCUGAAGGAGAUUGAAGAGGAGAACGCCAACAGCGAAGCCCUGGGUGGACCAGGGCGAGUGCUGGUUUGUGCCAGCGACGACCGCACCUGCGCUCAGCUCAAGGAAUACAUCACCCUCGGGGCCGAAGCCUAUUUAACCAGGCUCUACAACAGAACCUUUGGGUCGGACAAGGAAGCGAGCGCCCCCGGCCCAAAGAACCGGAGAGAGGCCAAGGCCCAUGACAAGAGCGGCCGAGAACCGCCAGCCAAACGGGCCAAGCCAGAACUCUCCAAACCAAAAAGCAGGAAGAAAAAGGCCGAGUUAACCUUGACGCAGAUGUUGAACAGAGAGGAGCAGGAAAAUAUCAAGGUUGAAGGAAAAGAAGAAGAAGGAGAAGAUUCUGAGGGCCUCCACAGCAGCCAGGAGAGCAAUGGGGAAAGGUCGGAAGAUCUCCCAUUCAAGCUGUCCUCCUCCGAUGCCUAUUACGGGAUCCUAAAGGAGCCGCUGAUGGUCAUCCAUCCUUUAAAGGGCUGCGGGGAUCCCUACGCCCUCACGUCCGUCUUGCAGGAGGUGGAGCCCAGAUACGUCGUCUUGUACGACGCAGAGCUGAGUUUUGUUCGCCAGCUGGAAGUUUACAAGGCGAGCAGAGCCGGGAAGCCGUUGAGGGUUUAUUUCCUGAUCUAUGGAGGGUCGACAGAAGAACAGCGCUACCUUACCACCCUAAGGAAAGAGAAGGAAGCUUUUGAAAAACUCAUUCGAGAGAAGGCCGGCAUGGUAAUUCCAGAAGAAAGAGAAGGGCGAGACGAAACCAACUUGGAUUUAGCCAGAGAUUCCACGGCAGCCACUGUUUCGAUCGAUACUCGCAAAGCAGGUGGCCAACACCAGAAGGUGGUGCAGCACAGCAUCGUGGUGGACAUGCGUGAAUUCCGCAGCGAGCUUCCCUCCUUGAUUCAUCGGCGGGGCAUCGACAUCGAGCCCGUGACGUUAGAAGUCGGGGACUACAUCCUCACCCCGGACAUCUGCGUGGAGCGCAAGAGCACCAGCGACCUCAUCGGCUCCCUCAACAGCGGCAGGCUGUACUCUCAGUGUGUCUCCAUGUCUCGCUAUUAUAAACGGCCUGUUCUGCUUAUUGAGUUCGAUGCCAGCAAACCUUUUUCUCUCACCCCCCGGGCUUCCCUCCACCAAGAGAUCUCCAGCAACGACGUGAUCUCCAAGCUCGCCCUGCUGACCCUUCACUUCCCACGCCUCCGGCUCCUGUGGUGCCCAUCUCCGCACGCCACGGCCGAGGUCUUCGAAGAGCUGAAGCAGAACAGGCCUCAGCCUGACGCCACGGCAGCUUUGGCCAUCACGGCCGAUUCCGAUACCCUCCCAGAACGGGACAGGUACAACCCCGGCCCUCAAGACUUCCUGCUCAAAAUGCCUGGGAUCAAUUCCAAAAACUGCCAAGCCGUCAUGAAUCACGUCGAGAGCAUCGCGGAACUGACCGCUCUUUCCCAGGAGAAGUUGGCCGAACUUCUGGGCAACGCUGCCAAUGCCAAGCAGCUCCACGAGUUCAUCCAUCUGCCGUUGACGGAGGCCGUUUCUCAAGGGAAAACAAAGAGGUGACUGGUGCGUCGCGAUGAGGAUGGGAACGUCGGAGUAAGCUGUGCAUACCGUCUCUUUAAGUUGGUCCCGUUUUACAGGGGAGGCAAAGGUAUUUGGCUGUCCAGGUGUCCUUUUCUGAUCUGCCAAACAUGCCCAGAUAUCACCAAGUUCCUUCACCAGGUUUUUCUUGGGUACGCCAAGCUGUCUACCCCCAAGUUUAUUUUUAAGAUGAGGAGCUGUGAUUUGGCCACAGGCUUUUGCAGAAGGUGGGUUCUGAAUGGUGCCUGGUUCCAGGAAGCAUUGGAUAAAGGGGCCUACAGGUGUGUGUGUGUAUGAAAAUCUGCAAGGUAUGUUGUCUGCCAUUUUGCAAAUUUUAACACGCCUCUCUUCCAGAUGCCACGUUGGACAUUUUUUCCCCUGGUUCCUUUACAAGCUUUAAAGCAAUGGUGUACAAUCAUGGCCACUGUAUGACCUGUGGACAUCAACUCCCAGAAUUCCUGAUCCAUGGACAUCAACUCCCAGAAUUCCUGAUCCAUGGACAUCAACUCCCAGAAUUCCUGACUGGUGGACAUCAAUUCCCAGAA